This is a messenger RNA of Tachyglossus aculeatus (Australian echidna), 3793 nucleotides long. It is a transcript of the gene JAKMIP3, whose product is annotated as Janus kinase and microtubule interacting protein 3. Gene Ontology annotation, molecular function: microtubule binding; kinase binding. Lineage: Eukaryota; Metazoa; Chordata; Mammalia; Monotremata; Tachyglossidae. The record is from RefSeq and is a predicted model, not a curated record. The transcript has 22 exons. The coding region runs from base 351 to 3071 and encodes 906 amino acids.
GAUUGAAUUGCCAGGGUCUCUGCUAGUGAAUUCAGUUCUCACCUGCAACUGUGUGUGCUCUCUCUCUCCUCUCUGUCUGUCUCUCUGUCUCUCCCUCUCUCUCUCUCUCUCUGCAUCCAUACUGCAUUAUGCUGUAGGCCUGGGAGCCAGACGAACGAUGGAAAAAUAUUCCGAUCCCUACCAUCAUUCGAUGAGAACUGUGGCUUUGAUCCAUCCCAGUUUCCCGUUACGUUCUAAGGUGAGUAAGAAAAUGUAGUAGGAAGGAAGCGGAGAAGAGAAGCCUCGAGCCUUGGAAAGGAGUGGGUUCCUCUCCUCCCAGGAUUUCAUCCUCCCAGUUACCCAAUCGCACAAUGUCAAAGAAGGGAACCGGCGGUCGAGGAAAGGGAGAGAAGCUGGAUGCCUUAUCUGCCUUGCAGGCCGCCAAUGAAGAACUCAGGGCCAAACUCACCGACAUCCAAAUAGAACUGCAGCAAGAAAAGAGUAAGGCCAGCAAGGUGGAGCGGGAGAAGAACCAGGAAAUCAAGCAAGUCAAAGAGCACGAGCAGCACAAAAACAUAGUCCUGGUGACUGAGCUGAAGACGAAACUUCACGAGGAGAAGAUGAAGGAGCUUCAGGCUGUCCGGGAAAACCUUCUGAGGCAACACGAGGCGGAGCUUCUGCGAGUCAUCAAAAUUAAAGACAACGAGAAUCAGCGACUCCAGGCCCUCCUCAAUGCCCUGAGGGAUGGAGCCCCGGAGAAGGUCAAAACGGUGCUCUUUACCGAAGCUAAAGAAGAAGCCAAGAGAGGGUUCGAGUUUGAGAAGAUUAAAAUGCAGCAGGAGAUUUCGGAGCUCAAGGGGGCCAAGAAGCAAGUGGAAGAAGCUUUGACUAUCGUCAUCCAAGCGGAUAAAAUCAAAGCGGCGGAGAUCAGAAGUGUAUAUCACCUUCAUCAAGAGGAGAUCACCCGGAUCAAGAGAGAGUGCGAAAGAGAAAUUCGUCGGCUGAUGGAGGAGAUCAAAUUUAAAGACAGAACAGUCUUCGUGCUGGAAAGAGAGUUAGGGGUUCAAGUCGGGCAUGCUCAGAGACUCCAGCUUCAAAAGGAGGCUUUAGAUGAACAACUAUCCCAGGUCAAAGAGUCUGAUCGGCUUCUAAGCAGCCCCAAAAGGGAACUUCCUUAUCCGGGUGCUUCUGGAGAUGCUUCAGAUCAUUCAGGAAGUCCUGAACAGCAGUUGGAUGAGAAAGACGCCCGCCGCUUCCAACUGAAAAUUGCCGAAUUAAGCGCGAUCAUCAGGAAGCUGGAAGAUCGAAAUGCCCUACUGUCAGAAGAAAGAAACGAACUGCUGAAACGCCUCCGAGAGGCUGAAAGUCAGUACAAACCCCUGCUGGAUAAAAACAAACGUCUCAGUCGGAAGAAUGAAGAUUUAUCCCAUUCUUUACGUCGAAUGGAAAAUAAAUUAAAGUUUAUUCAACAGGAAAACAUAGAGAUGAGACAAAGAGUUGGAGCCAUCAGAAGGCCGAGUUCCUUGAACGAUCUUGACCAGAAUCAAGAAGAAAGGGAAGUUGAAUUUUUGAAACUUCAAAUCGUGGAACAGCAGAAUUUCAUCGAUGAGCUCUCCAAGACCCUUGAAACCGCUGGCUACGUAAAGAGUGUAUUGGAACGUGAUAAGCUUUUACGGUACAGGAAACAGAGAAAGAAAAUGGCAAAGCUCCCCAAGAAGCCGGUGGUGGAGACAUUCUUUGGUUACGACGAUGAAGUUUCCUUGGAAUCUGACGGUUCUUCAAUAUCCUAUCAGACAGACCGAACAGAUCAAACCCCAUGCACUCCUGAGGAAGACCUGGAAGAGGGAAUGGCCAGAGAAGAAACAGAGCUGCGAUUUCGACAAUUAACCAUGGAAUACCAGGCUUUGCAGCGAGCGUAUGCUUUGUUGCAGGAGCAGGUCGGAGGAACGUUGGAUGCAGAACGAGAAGUUAAGACUCGUGAGCAGCUACAAGCAGAAGUCCAUAGAUCCCAAACCCGGAUCGAAGACUUGGAAAAAGCCCUUGCUGAACAGGGGCAGGAUAUGAAGUGGAUUGAAGAAAAGCAAGCCUUAUAUAAACGAAAUCAGGAGCUGGUAGAAAAGAUCAAACAGAUGGAAAUUGAAGAGGCUCGAUUAAAGCAUGAUGUCCAGGACGUCAAAGAUCAGAAUGAACUUUUGGAGUUCCGGAUAUUAGAACUUGAGGAGAGGGAGCGGAAAUCCCCCGCCAUGAAUUUCCACCACAUCCCAUUUAUAGAGGGAAAGAGUCCAUUGCAGGUGUAUUGUGAGGCAGAAGGUGUCACCGAUAUUCUAGUAGCAGAGUUGAUGAAGAAACUGGACAUUUUGGGGGAUAACGCCGUAAGUAAUCUGACCAACGAGGAGCAAGUGGUAGUCAUCCAGGCCAGGACCGUCCUCACCUUGGCCGAGAAGUGGCUCCAACAGAUUGAGGUGACCGAGUCGGCCCUGCAGCAGAAGAUGAUGCAUCUGGAGAACGAGAAGGAGCUGUUCAUCAAGCAGAAGGGCUACUUGGACGAGGAGUUGGACUACCGGAAGCAGGCAUUAGACCAGGCCCACAUGCAAAUCCUGGAGCUGGAAGCCAUGCUAUAUGAUGCUCUGCAGCAGGAAGCAGGAGCCAAGAUGACGGAAAUCCUCUCCGAGGCUGAGCGGGAGAAGCUGCAGCUGGCCGUGGACCAGUGGAAGAGGCAGAUGAUGAGUGAGCUGCGGGAGCGGGACGCCCAGAUCUUGCGAGAGAGGAUGGAGUUCAUCCAGCACGCUCAGCAGAGAAUUAAAGAGUUAGAAGAAAGAAUUGAAGCUCAAAAGAGGCAAAUAAAGGAACUGGAAGAAAAGCCCUCAAAAGAAGCCAGGAAUCCUUUCCCUAUUACUAGACCAGACCGCAGUGGUUAUAAGAAGACAACUCAUCGUGAUUUCAAGACGUCGAAUCUAUAUUUUGUCCCUGAAAACAGAGGAAGAUUGAUUUUCUGUCACCCCUGGACCAGAGAAAAGGAGAGAAAAAGAGGUGGAUUCAAAUACGUGCAGUUUUCUCCAGUACCUCCUUCUCAAGUGACUGUACACGUUUAAGAAGCCCGAAUUAGGAGUAUCAAAGAAGAAAAGCAAAUAAAAAACUACCUAGUUUUACUUCUGAAGGCAUCGCCAAAAGAAACGUGGCGUCUGCUGCUUGUAACAACCGUCAGUUUUACACGAAAAGCUGAAUACUAAUUCUGGUUGAGAGAAUACAUUUCAGUUCCCUGCUGAGCAGGGAGUAGGGCUGCUUCUGUCAAGAAGUGAUCAUAUCCGGUUUAAUAGACCUCCCACCCCCAUGCUUUGCACAGAAUUAUUUCAACCUGCGUCUUGAAAGACGAUUUUAAAAAUUCAAACCUGGAGACUUGGGCCUGGGUGCAGCAGGCAAACGGAGCACUGAUUUCGGUCGAGAAAUGAACCGUGCGUACUGCGUCCCCCUGGGUAUCUUACGCCCCAAACAAUGGCGUGAAAUCUGAGCACCUAGAAGGUUUUUAUCCCAUUUUCAAUUUCAGGUUAUCAGGUGCCAUUUUCAACCCACGAUGGACGGUGCCCCCGAGGGAGGAGAUUGGUGCUAUCUGCGAUACUCCCCACCUGAAAUGCGCAGCUUGUAUUCACACCACGGCACGAGGUCGGACCCCUCCCCAGAACCCCAACAUUCAGAGGGCUGGAGAGGAAAAACCAAGGAAAUAAAUGGAGGACAACCCCAUGGCCCUUACAUCCAUAUCCAUAAUUCAAUUAUUUCUGUUAACAUCUGUCUCCCCCUCUAGACCAUCAGCCUGUGG